Phytomonas sp. EM1 is the source of this 2742-nucleotide messenger RNA. NCBI's taxonomy places the organism in Eukaryota, Euglenozoa, Kinetoplastea, Trypanosomatida, Trypanosomatidae. The record is from the annotation of a GenBank genome assembly.
AUGAUGCUCCGUAAAUGUCUUCCGCUCCUGCAUGUUGUGAUGCGGAGUUCCUUGAUUCAGUCGUCCGUGGAGCUCCAUCGUCUGCUGGAUACGAUGAACCAUUCAUCGGCCGACGCAUCUCACAAGCUCAAGCUUUUCCUCCAGAAGGAUCUCAUUCCCCUCCUGGAAGGGACGUCCCUCGAUUCUAAACACGAUAUGAAGGAAAUGCAGCAAAAGGCUUGCCAAAUUCUGCAGAAAGCCGCCUUUUCGGCUCAGCUGCUGCAGGCAAGUCCGGAGAAGCGUUUCGUACGCACGCUUCUUGAUUGCAUCCUCCACGACCACGAGCGCAUGCACUUUCUACACCGCAUGACCUCUGCCCAGGCUAGUAAAAUUAUCGCGAGUUUGUGCAGUGUGGGCGUCAGAGAUCGCUCUGUCUACGCCGUACUUAUCCCUAAACUUGAUUUCCAUAGUCUGGAAGAAAUCGCAAGCGUGAUGUUCGCCUUUGUAGAAUCCGGGCUCCACGACCUCACAAUCCGCUCGAUCGUGCCACUUUACCGUAAUGAAAAGUGGACUUUGUCGUUUGAGUCUCGCCAGGGCGAUCGAACAGCCUCGCGCGACGCGAAAGCGGGCGAUCUUUGCAACGUCUUCGAAGCUGUGCGUGUUUUGAGGGCGCUUUCGACGUCUAUACGGGCCAUGUUGUAUUCCAAACGGUCGACGCUUCCUGUUGCUUCAGAUGCAGCCCCUUCGCGCUCGCCUUCAGGGGGUGAUGAGGAUCUUCCUUAUGUGGCUAUUAACAAGAUCCGAAAUAGAAUUUGCCUCUUUAUUCUUGAGAACGACUCGGUCAUGCGUGGAGCGCAUUGGAUUAACUUUGUUCGAGCGCUGGUUAAUUUCCCGAAGGAAUAUCAAGUGCUAGACGGUCUAAAAGAGGACCCACAGUUCACUAGAGUUAUAGGCAAAUUUGCGUCCGAUAUCGCGAGGGAUCAAGCAGUGGAAAGUGCCGGCGAGUGCGCAGGGGGUAGGAUCCUGGAAAACGGCCCAGCUACGGGAUAUGAUCUGGCGUUGAUCGGGAUGGCUAGAAUUUUCGAUUUCGCCGAAGGAAAACGAAGUGGCUAUGGCGAUAAAGCCACCCUAGGAAAGGAAAGGGCUUCCUUUGAUAAAAAUAGUUCGGGCCGCGCGAUAGUCGAGAAUAUACCCUUUGAUUGUGGGCUGUUGGAUUUGAUCAAACUGCUCCCACUGCUUAGUCAAGUGCCUAGUGCUAAACCUAAACAGGAAUCACGCUUUCGUAUAGUUCUACAAACCUUGCAGAACCAUGCGACCAGGUUUCAUUUUGGCGAUUUUGUCAGGCUGUUGAAUGUGCUUCGCACUUUGGGCACAACUUUCAAUACGAAAGAUGCGAUUCGUGAAAUUAUUCACGAAGCCGAGAGGAAAUUAGUGGCUAUUAGCACGCAGAAGAGAGAAGUUGCUCGAAUUCCUGCCGCGUCCGUCCUUUCCUUCGCCACCAUCCUCUGUGAGCUUCAUAUCAAAGAGUGUUAUGGAUUUGUGCAGUUUAUAACGCAAGCGGCGCCCAUACUCCCAGCUCGAAUGAGCCCAGAUGAAGUGUCUACAUGCCUCAGCGCCAUUGCCCUUAACGCAAAAGAUUCGUCGGAGAUGACCAAAUCGAUUGUGCGAAUACUUUUGGGAAAAUUACGAAAACAUUUGAACGCACGGGGUGGCGAGGCAAACGGCUCGUCCUCCUCUCUCCCCAUACUUCUCGUGGAGUAUCCCACUCAGUGCGUUAGUAUCCUGCACGCGAUGACGCUCUUAGAGGUCCUGCCCGAGGAGAAGGAGCUCCGCUACUUUCUAGCGAGCCCAUCCGACGAGGGGCUGUCGACGGUGGGGAUGACCUCCACUUUGCGAAAUGCCGGGGCCGUCGUACUUUUGGAUUUCUCCCGCGCCAUCGCAAACCUCGGUCGGAUCGCGGUAAGCCGGGAGAAAGGCGAAUUGGUGGCGCGGCUGUGGCGCCUUGGUGUUCUCCACACGCUGCUGCCGCUGCUCACACAGCAUACCGAGGAGCUCGCUGAUCGCAAUCGGGGGGCGAUUGCAAGGAGCUCCUCCUCUACCCCUAUUGCGUGGUCUAACGCGAUGAAAACGGUCUUCUUCUACAUGGACUUCAAGGUGGACACCGUCACUUUCGAGAUGAUGGCGACGCGACUGGGUGAGGUGUAUGCCGCCACAAAAAAGUUGGCGGUGCAGAUUUUACGCUGUGCGGAGGCGGAACUUUCCAGCUCUCGCUAUGGGACCUCGCACCACUCGGCAGAGGAGAACCAGAGGUCCGGUCAAGUUUCUCUUUCCCCUAGUGUGAUGGUGCACAUGUUAACGUACAUGUUGAUAUGGGAGUUUAUGUUAUUCGAGGGAUCAUGGUCUGCAAAGCAGCGGCUCCUCGUUCCUGAUGUGCCAGGUGCGGAUAAAGAUGUGGCAGAUAGGUUAUUGGAACUGAAGGAGGAAUAUAUCAAGUUUCUCGAUGCUCCAUUAUCUGAAAAUUCAAUCGAGGUGAAGAAGACCCCAAUGGAAAUAAUACAGCGUGUUUUUGGCAUUACGACGACUGGAAUUAGCGAAACCCCACCGAUUGAGGGGGUCCCAUUGUUGACGAAGUCUCAUAUCUUAGACCUCACUAAUAAUCUACCAUUUGUCAUCUCAUUAGCACUAAAUCCUGGCCCUAUCAACGAAUUUUUCAGCGAGCACAGUGGAUCUCUAAUCGUCAAUGAAUACAAAGAAAGAGACUAA